Molecule: messenger RNA, 590 nt
Organism: Plasmodium reichenowi
Lineage: Eukaryota; Apicomplexa; Aconoidasida; Haemosporida; Plasmodiidae
Product: rhomboid protease ROM1
Exons: 2
Biological process (GO): proteolysis
Cellular component (GO): membrane
Molecular function (GO): serine-type endopeptidase activity
Source: RefSeq, a predicted model, not a curated record
AUAGCUUAUUAGUAACACUUGGUGCGAAUGUUGCGUCCAGAAUAAAACAGGGAGAAAUUCACAGAUUGAUUUUACCCAUAUUUUUACAUGCAAAUAUAUUCCAUGCAAUUUUUAAUAUUUUUUUUCAAUUAAGAAUGGGAUUUACAUUAGAAAAGAAUUAUGGUAUUAUGAAGAUUAUCAUACUUUAUUUUGUUACCGGUAUAUAUGGAAAUAUUUUAUCCUCCUCCAUAACAUAUUGUCCAAUAAAGGUAGGGGCAAGUACAUCAGGUAUGGGGUUAGUUGGAAUAGUAACAUCUGAAUUAAUUUUAUUGUGGCAUAUAAUUAGACAUAGAGAAAGAGUUGUUUUUAAUAUAAUAUUUUUUUCUUUAAUAUCUUUUUUUUAUUACUUCACUUUUAAUGGUUCUAAUAUUGACCACGUUGGUCAUUUAGGAGGCUUAAUAUCGGGCAUAUCCCUCGGAAUAUUAUACAAUGAACAUAUGGAUAACAAACCUAGAUGGUAUAAUCAUUUAAAAAUAGGUUCAUAUAUUUCUUUAGUUCUUCUGGCUAUUAUACCAACCGUCGUUUUAUUUACAAUACCUCGUACAUGUUAA